GAGCAAGCAGAUAAACUCUCCGGCACUUUUAAAUGAGGGUAGAGAGAGAGAAGAAGGUUGGUAAUGGAGAAACGAUCAAGAGAAUUUAAAACCCAUAACCUCUCUCUCUCUCCUCCCGCUGUCAAACGCCAUUAAAUCCCCCCAUCAGUAUCAGUUACGCAAUUUCUCAAGGGGAGACAGGUAAGGAGAGAGAGAGAUUUUGGAACGUGUAAUGAAUGUAAAAGGAGCGAAAGGUGGGAGUGAUGAAAGCACUAAUGGCUAAUGGCUGCUUAUGAUAGGCUCGAGAACAAAGACCCGGAGACAGAGAUUUAUUACUCUCUCUCUCUCUCUUUUUUUGCUCCUCCCUCCUCCCAUUAUCUUUUUUUUCAGAUUCUCUUCCGUUACAUUUCUCUUUUGUUCAAAGUUUGAAACUUUGUUCCCUCUUUUUCUCUUUGUUGUUUUAAUGACGACAGUUGUGUGAUGGUCCAGAGUUAGCUACUUCACUUGUUUUGGUUUAAAGGGUAGAGGAAACUGUUUCUUUGUCCACAAACACAUUUAUACUUUGAAUAAAGAUGGAGUUUCUCGGCGACAGCUCUGAAACGGACAAGAAGACGAUGAAGAAGAAGCGUUUCCACCGCCACACACCUCACCAGAUCCAACGCCUUGAAUCAGCUUUCAAUGAGUGUCAACACCCAGAUGAGAAACAGAGGAUGCAACUUAGCAGAGAAUUGGGUUUAGCUCCAAGACAGAUCAAGUUUUGGUUUCAGAACCGAAGAACACAAAAGAAGGCACAACACGAGAGAGCUGAUAACUGUGCACUCAAGGAAGAGAACGAUAGGAUUCGUUGCGAAAACAUUGCUAUCAGAGAAGCUCUCAAACACACAAUCUGCCCCACCUGUGGUGACGCUCCUUCUCAUGAAGACUCUUACUUCGAUGAACAGAAGCUCCGAAUCGAAAAUGCGCACCUUAGAGAAGAGCUCGAAAGGGUUUCAAGCAUUGCAGCUAAGUUCAUGGGGAGACCACUUUCUCAUCUCCCACCACUACUAAAUCAGAUGCCAUUCCACAGUGGUGGUCCUUCGCUUGAUUUUGAUCUUAUUCCUGGAAGUGGUUCUUCAAUGGCUGUUCCUACUUUACCAUCUCAACCAAACUUGGUUUUAUCAGACAUUGAUAAAUCUGUUAUGACCAACGUUGCUGUGACCGCUAUGGAAGAGUUGAUUAGGCUUACGCAAACAAACGAGCCACUAUGGAUCAAAAAUGAUGGAGCAAGAGACGUUCUCAACCUCGAAAGCUAUGAGAAUAUGUUCCCGAGAGCAAGUAGCCGUGGAGGAAAGAACCAUAACGUUCGAGUGGAAGCAAGUAGAUCUUCUGGCAUUGUUUUUAUUAAUGCUAUUACACUUGUGGACAUGCUCAUGGACUCUGACAAAUCUGCAGAGCUUUUUCCCUCAGUCGUUGCAUCAUCUAAAACUCUUGCAGUGGUUUCAUCUGGAUUGCGUGGGAACCACGGAGAUGCUUUGCAUUUGAUGCUUGAAGAGCUUCAAGUGCUUUCGCCAUUGGUUCCAACACGUGAGUUCAGCGUGCUAAGAUACUGUCAGCAAAUCGAACAUGGAACUUGGGCUAUUGUUAAUGUCUCAUAUGAGCUUCCUCAGUUUAUAUCUCAUUCUCGGCCGUAUCGUUUUCCUUCUGGUUGCUUGAUUCAAGACAUGUCCAAUGGCUACUGCAAGGUUACUUGGGUUGAACAUGUUGAAAUCUCGGAGCAAGAGCCUAUUCAUGAGAUGUUUAAAGAUAGUGUCCGUGAAGGGUUAGCUUUUGGAGCUGAACGUUGGAUCGCUACUCUCCAAAGAAUGUGCGAGAGAUUCGCGGCUCUUAUGGAACCCGCAACAUCCUCAAUGAUUCCAUCCCCGGAAGGGAAGAGAAGUAUAAUGAAACUUGCUCAAAGAAUGGUUAGCAACUUCUGCUUGAGCGUUGGCACAUCUAACAACACUCGAUCAACGGUUGUGUCGGGAAUGAAUGAGUUUGGUAUCCGUGUGACUUCGUACAAGAGCCAUCACGAACCAAACGGAAUGGUUCUGUGUGCAGCCACCAGCUUCUGGCUCCCAGUUUCUCCACUUAUCGUAUUCAAUUUCCUCAAAGAUGAAAGAACUCGUCCUCAGUGGGACGUUCUCUUGAAUGGAAGUUCAGUUCAAGAAGUUGCUCAUAUCGCAAACGGUUCACAUCCAGGAAACUGCAUUUCUGUUCUUCGUGGGUUCAAUGCAUCAUCAUCACAGAACAACAUGCUGAUUCUACAAGAAAGCUGCGUAGACUCAUCAGGCUCGCUUGUGGUCUACACUCCAUUGGAUUUACCAGCACUGAACAUGGCAAUGAGCGGUCAAGACACAUCUUACAUUCCCAUUCUACCCUCGGGUUUUGCAAUUUCACCAGAUGGAAGCAGGAGUAGCCAGAUCCCAGAGCUUAAAGUUGAAGGAGGAGGUAGUGGUGGUGGUGGUUCAUUGAUAACGGUUGGGUUUCAGAUAAUGGUGAGUAGCUUGCAGUCAGGAAAAUUGAAUAUGGAGUCAAUGGAGACAGUUAAUAACCUCAUCAGUUCCACUGUCCACCACAUUAAAACCACCUUGAAUUGUCCUUCAACUGCUUGACGACGCCAUUAAUAGCUCAUUUUCCCCAUCUGAUUUCUGAUAAGGGUCAUUAAUGAUCAGAGGAGUGAAAGUUAUUAAGCACUUAUUCUACUUUCAGUGCCAGCAAAGAGUGUAAGAAAAUCAUUACUCUUCUGGUUGUCUGUCUCCUCUCUUCACUCUCUUGUUCAGAUUUUGUUUCUGAAGUUUUUUUUUUUUGUGUUUUGAGAAUGGUAAUAUUUGGUGGGAGGUGGGAGUCAAGAACGCACCAUGCCUUUUAUGUAUGGUUCGGGCAUUGACUUCUGUUUGUUUCUUUUGUCUAGUUACAAAUUGUUUCUUGAAUGUUGUCCAUGUUUUAUCUGUCACCUGUCACCGUAAAUCCCUUUUUUUUACCACUGAACUAUAGUUAACAAUCGGUUCAUCAACCUAAGAUGAUGUGAGGUCAUGCAUUAAAGCAAAUGAUUUGAAAAUCUGAAACAAAAAAAGAUCACAAACGUAACAAGCCUUGACAUGAUACUUCAAACGUAUUUGACAAUAUUUUAUAACUCGGAACGUUUUCAUUACCUUACAGUGUUCCUGCAGCAACCGUUUCCAAGAAUCGGCCAUGUCUAAUUUUUUUAUUUUUGUAAAAGAAAAAAGACAAGGUAGAACAUGGAGAUGCGGGUGCUAUGUCUAAUUUGUACUCUCAAUCACCUAAAAUUCCUCUACAGAUGAACAGAUCCUCUCCAACGCUGCAGAAACGUCUCUUACAUCUGUCAGAUUCUUUCUACCCUGUCUUCUUCAGACACCUCAUUGCCAGAUUUGCUACUGCAAUUACUGGCCACUGCUUGCAUUCAUUUCCUUGUUUUUCGCGCCAAUCGCUACAGUUUGGUUUCAAACUUUCAAUCAAAUUAAUAGCUGCCAACCGGAAUCUGGUCCGGUUAACUGUACAACAAUUUAAAGACGGAAAAUAAGCGAAAUGGGCCGAGACUGAAAUUACUACUGUCAAAGGCCCAUGGGCCUAAAAUUGAUAACGAUCGUUUGAUGAAUUGAAUUUAAAAAAAAGUUAGGCGACACCGAUUAAGAUCACCGGCGGAGUCUCAGAUCUCCGCCUAACAUUCUCCGAGGAUCGUAACUUUUAGCUACAAAUCUACGCUUUUGUCCGUUGACUUUCGAAAACUGGUGGUUAUAAGUCAAAAUCCCUUUUCUCUCUAUAUCUCUCAUUGAGACAUUGUUCUGAACUAAUAUACUUCAACAAUGGCGGACGCCACAGGAUCCGGUACGUGAACCUUCAAGUUUCGAUACAUUUUAGAUCGAAAAGCGCCUUGAUUGUGCAAUCCGUUGUAGAUUUUCUCGUAAUUUUGAAACCAGGUUCGUUUAUGUCGGAAAAAACCGCGAAGAUCUUUGUCGCGGGACACAGAGGAUUGGUCGGAUCCGCCAUUGUCCGAAAACUCCGAGAAUCCGGUUUCAAAAACCUCCUCCUUAAAACCCAUUCCGAGCUUGACCUCACUAACCAAUCCGACGUCGAAUCAUUCUUCGCCACAGAGAAACCUGCUUACGUCAUCCUCGGUGGGAUCCACGCCAACAACACGUACCCAGCUGACUUCAUCUCCGUCAUUCUCCAAAUCCAAACCAGCGUCAUCCACUCUGCCUACACGCACGGCGUGAAGAAGCUUCUCUUCCUCGGCUCCUCUUGCCAAGGCAAACGAUGCUGAAGAAGUUGUGGUGUGGGGAAGUGGAACUCCGUUGAGGGAGUUUUUGCACGUGGAUGAUUUGGCUGAUGCUUGUGUUUUCUUGAUGGAGAGGUACAGUGGGUUUGAGCAUGUUAAUGUGGGGAGUGGUGUGGAAAUGACGAUCAAGGAGUUGGCUGAGUUCGUUAAGGAGGUUGUUGGGUUUGAAGGGAAGCUUGUUUGGGAUUGUAGUAAGCCUGAUGGAUAGCUCGAAGCUUGCGGCUUUGGGGUGGACACCGAAGGUUUCGAUUAGAGAUGGGCUGCGUCAGACUUAUCAAUGGUAUUUGGAGAACGUUGUGCAGAAGAAAGAGUAAAAGAAAAUCAUUCAGGUGAUUGCGUUUAUUUAAACGCCAAUGUUUUUUUGCGUCUGCGUUUUGGGUCUAUGUCUCUGUAUCGUAUGUAACUUUUGUAUUAAUGGAUUUCAUAUUACUGAGCAAAUUAAGCAGACUUAAUUUACUAAUAAAACCAAUUAUGUUGAGAAUAUCAAUAAUCAAAUCCCCUAUUUAAUACACAAACGUUCCAAUGGACAGUGAUUUAAGAUUCACUUUCGUGUGCAAAACGCUAUAGAACGCUGGAAACGAUUGAACGCCAUUUUAAGUUGGGCCAACAGGUGUUCCAAUUAUUGGGCCAAUAGGUGUCGCAGUUAUUGGGCCAUAACUUUAUUCGAGACAGGUUAAACGAUCCAACGGUGGAGAUUGAGGCUUCCUUAUGGAGCUUAUGAUAUCUAAACCGUUGGAUCAAUAAAUGAGCUUUGGCUUCGAUAGCAUAUAGUUAAAGACGCAAAACUCUCUUGCGCCGCCCGCGUCUCUCUCUCUUCGCUUGUUAUCUCUUUCCACUCUCUGUAGAAACACAGAACCCUAAUCAUCAAAAUCUCAAGAUGAAUCGCGAGAAGUUGAUGAAGAUGGCCAACACUGUCCGCACUGGCGGCAAGGGUACAGUUAGAAG
This is a messenger RNA of Brassica napus (rape), 5239 nucleotides long. Its product is annotated as homeobox-leucine zipper protein HDG12-like. The record is from RefSeq and is a predicted model, not a curated record. The transcript has 10 exons. Lineage: Eukaryota; Viridiplantae; Streptophyta; Magnoliopsida; Brassicales; Brassicaceae. Gene Ontology annotation, molecular function: DNA binding; lipid binding; DNA-binding transcription factor activity, RNA polymerase II-specific. Bases 552 to 2609 code for a protein of 685 amino acids. Gene Ontology annotation, biological process: regulation of DNA-templated transcription.